Messenger RNA from Emiliania huxleyi CCMP1516, 522 nucleotides. RefSeq lists its product as hypothetical. Lineage: Eukaryota; Haptophyta; Isochrysidales; Noelaerhabdaceae. The transcript has a single exon. The annotation marks the transcript as partial. The record is from RefSeq and is a predicted model, not a curated record.
AUGCGCAGGACCGACUCUGCUGCCGCCGCCGCCGCCGCCGCCGCUGCCGCCGCCGUCGCGAUUGCGCUCGCCGCCGCCAUUCGCGACGGCGGCGGCGCUGCCGUCGGGCUGGACUGGGGCGACUGCAGCACCGGCGCGCGGUGGCUGCCUCGAGCCCGCAGCCCUCUGUGGGAGCCGCAGGUGGCAGACUUCUUCCCGGCGCUCGCCGGGUGGGGCUCUGUCCCAGACGACGAAGCGGCGCAGGCGACGGCGCCCGCCGAGGAGGCACCGCCGCGCCGCGCACCAUUUGCGCCGCUGGCACGCGAGUCGGACAUCACGGCGGAGCGGUUCGCGGAGCUGGCGGCGCUCGGCCAGCCCUUCAUCGUGGAGGAUGCCGGCCGCGACCUGCCGCUGCUCGGCCUGUCGUGCGAGGAGUACGCGCGGCGCUGGCCCAACGGCUCGAUGCGUGCCGAGUACCUCGAGGGUGAGGAGUGGGGCGGCGAGUGGGGCUUCUUCCGCGACGAGGCGGAGGGAGAGAACAAG